CCGCGGCCCACCCUCCCGCGCUCGCCCGGGAUCCCUGCUCGCGCCGGCUGCGCCAGCCUUUUCCCCUACCCCGUGUUUCCCCGAGCGUCCUGAGCACCACGGCGACACCAUGUUGGGCAUGAUCAAGAACUCGCUCUUCGGGAGCGUAGAGACUUGGCCUUGGCAGGUCCUGAGCAAAGGGAGCAAGGGAGAUGUCUUCUACGAGGAGAGGGCCUGUGAAGGCGGGAAGUUUGCCACAGUGGAAGUGACAGAUAAGCCUGUGGAUGAGGCUCUGAGGGAGGCAAUGCCAAAAGUCAUGAAGUAUGUGGGAGGCUCCAAUGAUAAGGGACUCGGAAUGGGGAUGACAGUUCCUAUUUCCUUUGCUGUGUUCCCCAGUGACGAUGGGGACCUACAGAAGAAAUUAAAAGUCUGGUUCCGGAUUCCAAACAAGUUUCAAAGCGACCCGCCAGCUCCCAGCGAUGACAGCAUUAAGAUCGAAGACAGGGAAGGCAUCACUGUCUAUUCCACGCAGUUUGGUGGUUAUGCUAAGGCAGCUGAUUACGCUGCCCAAGCCGCCCAGCUGCGGUCCGCCCUGGAGAGCACAGCCAAGUACCAGACGGACUUCUACUUCUGCACCGGCUAUGACCCUCCCAUGAAGCCCUACGGACGUCGCAACGAGGUCUGGCUGGUGAAGAGCAGUGAAUGAGUCACUGGCUGAGCCCCGAGCUCCACGGGGGUCUGCAUCUGUGCCCACUUCCCCUGGGAGGAAGCAGCGCCCCCGUGCCGCUCCAGCAGAACCAACUUCCCUUCAGAGCCAGUCACUGCCAAUUUCCUGAGAUAAGCACGGUCCAGAUGCUGAGGCUCUGUUUCUCUUGGUGGGAAAUAAUGUACCCGCGAUACACAUGCGUCCUUCUAAUUGACUUAUAGACAAUUCAGUGGUAGGCCAGAAAAACCCAGCAGCAUUUUUCCAGCUCUCUGGAUCCCCUAAAAACAGAUUUUUAAAAAUCAUGAAAACUGUAUUUUUAUUAAUCCACGAAGAAGUGUGAUUUACGCGUGAUCUUUCAUAUGUAAUUCUUAGAAGAGCUUUCUUUAAAAAGAAGCCAAAAAUAAAGAUCUUUGACUUAAAACAGCUGAAACAAA
Messenger RNA from Bubalus bubalis (water buffalo), 1119 nucleotides. RefSeq names its product heme binding protein 1 (gene HEBP1). NCBI's taxonomy places the organism in Eukaryota, Metazoa, Chordata, Mammalia, Artiodactyla, Bovidae. The transcript is spliced from 4 exons. The coding region runs from base 110 to 685 and encodes 191 amino acids. The record is from RefSeq and is a predicted model, not a curated record.